AUGGAGAAGGCCAUAGGAAAGCAAAUCAAGGACAGCAACGUCAAGUUGAGAGACUCCGUCAUCCGCCUUCUGGUAGCCUGCGCUGGCAUGGACGCAACGUCCAUCGACCUCACGAUCGAGGAAGCCUGCGCGGAAGCAGGUGUUCCCGACAGACUCCGCGACGAGCUGCGGAAUGGCGUCCGCAGCAACCUGCGAAAGAGCAAGUCCCCUUUUAUGAAGGAGAUCAAGCCAGGCUCCAUGGCGACGCUCUGCGACGACUCCCUGGCACACUUCGGCUACUGGAAGGGCAACCUCGUGCGCGUGGUGCAGGAAGAUGCUGACGACUACUUUCUUGUUGAAGUUCGCCUUGGCUGGCCCGGGCCCUGCUAUCUGCGCGUGCACAGGAAGUCUCUGAAGCCAAAGGACCAGCAGUCCAAGAAAAAGAAGAAGGCAAAGCAGGAUGAUGUCGGCUGCUCCGGAUUCCCCCCUGGCCUAUUGCCCCAGCCGGGCGAUGCCAGCCCGGAGGAGGACGCCCCCGGCAGCAGCAGCUCAGAAGAGGGAAGUCCUGACACCCAUGCCGAGGACAUCGCGGGGCUUCCCUCGGCCGAAGCGACAGGGAGCUCUGACCAGGAGAACGAGGAGGAUGAUGUGUGCGCCUGGUGGCUCAUGGGAGUCAAGAACACCUUCAUCAACGUGCAAGUGGACGCUGGAUCUGAAGCCAGCAAGGACUGGGGCCGGGCCUCCCACGCCAAGACCGAGCCCGCGUGCGGGCACCAACGUCUGACCCACCAGGCCAAGUUCAUCCGCACAAAGGUGAAUAUGUUGCUGCAGCAACUCGAUCAAGUCGACAGGGAGCUGAUCAUCGACUUCGUGAACGACAUAACAACCUCACUGGAGCAGGUGGGAGAGGAAGACCACGAGCUUCAUGAGGUAAAGCAGCGCGCGGUCAGCGCGCUCAGCACCGUUCUCGGCAGGCUGACCACCUCCGAGGAGCGAAAGCAGGUCAUGUGGGAUCUCUGCGCCCUGCGCGGCACCGCCUUUCCCUCGAUGGAUCUCAGCCCAGAGGCCGAGCUCCAGGCUGAGGUCUGGGCUGAGUACCUGGCCUGGAUGGACGACCACGGCUGGAUCAAGUUCCCACGACCGGAGCAAGUGGUCCGAGACACUAUUGACAUGAGCUCCAAGGCCCUGGGCCGCGAUCCUGAGAGCGCCAAGCGCAUCACGGUGUCCGUGACGAAGGCGACGGUGAAGCUGAUCUGCAACUUCGCCCCAAGCUUCUCGGACGACUUCGUGAAGCACGUCGGGGCCUGGCUCUUGAAGCAGAUGGGAGAGCUCUACCGAGAGCAGUGGAGCGUGGUGCAGGAGCAUGGUGUCCGUGGCUUCUGCGCCUUAUUCCGCUACAAGGAGCAUCGCGAGAUCUUCGGUGUCCCGCUUGCUGACGAACAGAGCCGGGUGGGCGAGUGCUUCCGGGAAGACGUCGAGAAGCUCGUCAAGGAGAUGGAGAUCGUGCAGCAGGAAGGGCCUGAGGAGCACAGCUUCGACCAGAUCACCAGGCUCCUGGUGUACACGCACCCGCUGGUCGAGAUCAUGCAGCGCGUAGGCAGUCGGGACCAGAAGCUCAAGUUCACAUUGAUGGAGAUUUUCGCCUUCUUCUGCCUCCAAAAGCCUGAGCGCAUCCUCAGAGAUCUUCAGUCCCUUGGCAAGGCCAAGUGUCUGGAUGAGAUGCAUGCCAUGGCCGGCGAGGACGUCGUCGGCUGGUCGGAGCAGAUCUUCGCUUUUCUCGAGGACCAGACACUGUGGCCUCAGAAGAUACAGCAGACCAACAAGCAAUGGUUCCUGGGCUCGUGGAUCGUUUCAAGCCUCUUCGGGCCGAAGGUCGUCGCCACCUUCGCUGGCCAGGACCCCACGCACCAACGCCUGUUGGCCGAGGACUCGAUGUGCUAUCACAUCUCGCGCGGUCUGCAGCAGUGGCAUCAGCAGGCAAGGGCCUACUGCACCUGGGACGUGCGGAAGUUCGUCGUGCAACAGUAUCUGGCACAGUCCAAGCAGCUGACGAAGGACAACUGCGACUACUUGGGCAGGGCAUGCAACUGGAGUGCCUUCGUCCGUAUCAUCGGGGAGUUCCUGUGCGGGUGUGCUUGGCCGGAGCAUGGCGCGCCCCAGAACCACCGUCAUGAGCAGAGUUUCCUGCGAGAGGUGGACAGCGAGCUUGAGCGCGUGCUGUCCAUCUUCAAGGACAACGGCAAACUGCAGGACCGCCUCUGGGGUCCCUUUUGGAGGGAGGCCUUCAUCUCCCUGCAGCAAUUCUACAGCCAGACAGGCCUGAGGCAUUCCUGGUGCUACUUCGUGCAGGAGGCAGCGAAGGAGUUGGAUGACUGCGUGACAGAGUACAUGAAGGACAUUUCUGAGCACAAGCACGCGCUGGACUGUGCGAAGGAGCUCGUGGAGAAGGAGCCAGACCACUGGACCCAGGUCGAUGAGGACCACGGCUACCAUGAGCACUACAGCUGGUGA
Molecule: messenger RNA, 2490 nt
Organism: Symbiodinium natans
Lineage: Eukaryota; Dinophyceae; Suessiales; Symbiodiniaceae
Source: the annotation of a GenBank genome assembly